Molecule: messenger RNA, 1978 nt
Organism: Drosophila ananassae
Lineage: Eukaryota; Metazoa; Arthropoda; Insecta; Diptera; Drosophilidae
Gene: Meics
Product: gastrula zinc finger protein XlCGF57.1
Exons: 2
Coding region: 85-1821 (578 amino acids)
Biological process (GO): regulation of DNA-templated transcription
Cellular component (GO): nucleus
Molecular function (GO): DNA-binding transcription factor activity, RNA polymerase II-specific; zinc ion binding; RNA polymerase II cis-regulatory region sequence-specific DNA binding
Source: RefSeq, a predicted model, not a curated record
AUCGGCCGACAACGGCACCACGCCGCCACUUGGCGACCCUACGCAGUUUAUUUGGAUUGUCUAUUUGGCAAAUAAAAAUUAAAAAUGCGGAAAACACCGGACGCCGGCAUGGUCAAGUACUGUCGCUUAUGCGCCGUGCCCUCCUCGAUACUGGUGGACCUGUUCUCCAAAGAUAUCUCCAAUCCGCCGGUCUCCGAAAUGAUGAACUCGUUUUUAAAAGAGGAUUGCCGCGUAAAAAAGGAUGCACUGCCUCAAAAGGUUUGUCCCACAUGUUUGGUGGCCGCACAAAGCGCCUUCCAAUUCAAGGAGAAGUGCGAGCUGAGUUUCCAAUACUUCACACAAUUAACCGCGACUGGCAACAAGGAGGACCAGAAAGCGGAACUGGAGCCCGGAGAAAUUGCCUUCGAGAUGGUUGGAUGUGGGGAUCCCCUGAGCACCGAGGUUGUGCUGGAGUCUGGAGAGGACAGACUGGACGAUUCCGAAACAAAAGUGUGCCCCGUUGAGCUAGAAUGCUGCCUUGAAGGGGAGGAGGACACUUUGUUAUGUGAAAUCACCCCCAGUGAUCUGAAGGUAGACGUAAAACUGAAGGCUACGGGGGAAGAAUCGCAAAAUGGAAUAGACCAGCGAGAUGGAUGUCGAUCGGAUGAGGACAAUGAAGAGGAUGGUUUCUCCGAUGCCUGGGCCCCCGAGGAGACGUCAUCGAUAUCCAGCGAGGAGGUGGAGGAUGAUAUCAAGAUCGAGAUCCCACCGAACACCAAGGACGGUAAAUCUGCUUCUCUUCUAUGUCCCGAUUGCGGAGCCCAGUCCACAACACGAAGGGGUCUGGCCAAGCAUAUGCAGCGACACAAGAAUCAGGGCAAGAAUCCGGGGCUCCCGCAUUUGUGUGAUCUUUGCGGGACAGGGUUUAGGACAAAUGCCAAACUUGUCAUCCAUUAUCGCCGUCACACGGGCGAGCGACCCUUCAAAUGCGAGCUCUGCCCCAAAGCGUACACCCAUCGUCCCACCCUCAAGAUGCAUAUGCUCACCCAUGAUGCGGAUAAGGCUCAAAAUUGUCCGGAGUGCCAGAAGACUUUCUAUAAGGUUUCUGCUUUGCGAUCACAUAUGCUGUUGCACUCGGGAGACCGGCCCUUCAAAUGCCCCGACUGCCCGAUGGCUUUUAGCAAGAACGCCGGACUUAAGAUGCACAGCCGCCUGCAUACUGGGGAGCGACCGUACAAGUGCGAGAUCUGUGGCCAAGGAUUUAUUCAAAACCAACAUUUGGUCACCCAUUUGCGGGUCCACAACGAGGACCGUCCGUUCAAGUGCCCCGACUGCGAUAAGUCCUUCUUCGAGAAGUCCAACAUGAAGAAGCAUCAACGCACCCACUCCGGAGUUAAACCCUACAAAUGUGAAGAGUGUGGUCACGAAUUCUCGCACGCUCAUCAUCUUAAGAAUCAUAUGCGGGUCCACACCGGAGAGAAACCGUAUAAAUGCACUCAGUGUGAAAAAUCCUUUGCCGCUAGCCAGUCCCUGGUGAAGCACAUCCUUUGGCACGAGGGCAACCGCGUACGUGAGUUCAUGUGCCCGGAGUGCCCGAAAGGUUUCGACACAAAUCACGGCCUAAAAAGCCACCAAAAGACGCACAAAACGGCGCAACCAAAGCAGACAUACCAAUGCACGCACUGUGAAGUGAGGUUUGCUUUGAAAAAGACCUACGACAAACAUAUGUCCACUCAUAAGAUUCGACCACACCCGUGUCCGCACUGCCCGGAGGGAUUCUUCUCCCUGAAGAGCUACAAAAAGCACGUCAGAGUGCACAACCUGAAGAGGGGAACAUCUUAACGAUUUCUUAAACUAUAACGCAACUGUAUCUAUUAUUGUCAAGAUCUAAUAAUUACUUAAUUCAUAAGUUAAAAGUAAGAAAAAGUUCUUAACGCUCAUAUAGUUCGAAAUAUUUGAAAUGUUUUAUAAAUUUUAAUAUGAAUAAUUUUACCCAGAA